Messenger RNA from Penaeus chinensis, 3473 nucleotides. Its product is annotated as E3 ubiquitin-protein ligase HERC2-like. The transcript is spliced from 10 exons. The coding region runs from base 103 to 1368 and encodes 421 amino acids. The record is from RefSeq and is a predicted model, not a curated record. NCBI's taxonomy places the organism in Eukaryota, Metazoa, Arthropoda, Malacostraca, Decapoda, Penaeidae.
CAUCGGCCUUUGAAAAGUCCACGUCUGGUUCCGGCCAAGUUCGUGUCUCUUUUGCUGUCGAUUUCUUGCCUUCGUAGGGAUAGUUAUAUUAACCGAGUCAGAAUGGCAGUAGUUGCCUGUGGCCUCAAUGCCAACGGCCAGAUAGUCCCAGCUGGUCCACCGCUCUUAUGCUGCCCCACACCAGUAAGAGAUAAAGAGGAUGCAUGUGAAGUACACAUUGCCUGCAGUCACAUCCUUUGGAAAACUAAUGCUGGUUGGCAAAUUACUGGUUAUAAAAAUCAUGAUUAUAGUCUGGAAAAGGAGAUGGAACAGGGAUGGAAGCAGAUAUCUACAAGCGAGAUGAGAAUAGCUGCCAUAAAAAAUGACGGGGCAGUGAUUCUGCGUGAAAAGGGGCAAUGGAGGAAGUUGUUCUUCCAGAGAGAUACUGCAAUGGAUUCAAGAAAUUUAGCAGGUCCCUCAGUGCAGCAGAUUGAAGAUCAGGACAACAUAGCAGAGAAUGAAAGUGAAGAACAUCACACAUCUCAGACAAAAUUCUCUUCAGUCUGUGUUGAGGACAACUCACUUAUUGCUCUUGAUGAAGAUGGGAAGUUGUACAGUAGUGGCGUUCCUGUACCAUAUGGUGGCAGCAGAAUCAGUGUUGUUGAACUGGGGAAGGAGCACUGCAUGGCACUAACAACAGAUGGGGUAGUACUUACAUGGGGCAGUGGAAUGCGUGGUCAACUAGGCAAUGGAGAAUUGUGCCAGAUCGAGCAUCCAGAGCCAGUUGAGAGUCUCCAAGGCAUAACCAUCUCCUCCAUAGCCUCUGGGGGAUGGCAUUGUGUUGCUCUGAGCACAAGUGGUGACGCAUACACCUGGGGCUGGAAUGAAAGCAGCCAGUUGGGUUUCCCAGCCAAAGCAAAUCAGGAAGCAUCAAUUUUGGGAACAUUCACCCAUAACUGCCAAUGUCCCAAGCCAGUUCAUAAGACAGACACAAUAGAAAACUUCAAGGAGAGAGAGAUUAGAGGCAAUGAACCAAGUGAUGACGACCAGCAAGCAUCUCUCGAAGGAACAGGAGGUUGCAGAACUGAUCCAAGAAUCAGCAGGGUGUGGGCUAAGGAUGUUGUGAAUGUGCAGACCUCACCCAGGCUGUUGGACUUCUGGAAUGAAGAUAUGGCUAUCAUAGAUGUAAAAUGUGGAGAUAGACACACAUUAUAUCAGCUUGAGGAUGGAAGUGUAUGGUCCACUGGCAUGAACAAGUAUGGCCAGCUUGGUUUGGGGGACACAGCCGAGAGGAAUGAACCCUGCCUGGUACCAGUCAAAGGCGUCAGGACAAUGUUUGCUGGGGGGUGGAUUUCCAUCUUUAUUACAACAGAUGCUGGUGGGAGAUAACAUGUGGUUACUAGUUGCAGUGUGUAUUAAUGUAAAUAUGUAUGUGUUUGUAUAUCUGUGCAUAUGUACAUAUAAAUCUACAAGUGACCAUUCUUUUUCGUUAAGAGAUGAAAUGUGAUUCUUGAUUAAUAAAUGGAAAUUCAACUUUACUGUUUGUUUAUUCUGUCUGAAUGCAGGAGAGAGAGAGAUUUUUUUUUUUUUAUUCAUGCAUAUACUACACCUAUUGUCCUUUAAUUUUGUUUAGCAUUAUUUUGAGGUCACAAAAUUAUCAUCAGCCUAGGUACUAGCUUAAAUCUAAUCAUUUAUAUAAAUGUCCUCAAACAUACAUGCAUUGCCUUGUGCUUGAUCACAUGCACACUAGCACAAUAAAUUUGUAUAAACAUACUUUAUAUAUAGAAGGUAAACAUUCUUGAAAGGUGUAUAUGAAGUGCCUAUUACAGGAAAAUUGAGGUCAAGCUACACCUCAGUCAAAGUGAUUGUGAAGCAGAUUCAGAUAUAGCAAGUCAAAAGUCCCUCUUCGAAGUGUUUUAAUUUUUUUCUUUUCUAAAAUUACUGAAAAUUGUACAAACCGGUUAUUGUAAAAACUCAGCUAUAGAAGCCUUUUUCUCAUUUUGCUUUCACUGGCAUUCUAUAAAGCUUUAUAGCAUUAUGUACAUAUUUGUUUAUCACCCUUUUCAUUCUCAUAUUUUAUUCUCCCAAAUCAUUUUGAACAGACUUUUUCCCUCCCUGUAGCAACAAAGAUAAAACAAAGGACAGCCUUUAUGGAAGGAGUUUACAAGCAAGUACAGUACAACUUGUGUGUGUUGUGGCUAGGUUUUAUUAUUUUGUGUAUGUACAGUUACCUAGAGAAAUUCCUAUGCCCUAUAUUAUAUGGCAUCUUCUCAGAAGUAACAUAUGUACCUAUACAUAAUAAGGUAUUUGUACUAUAGCAAUGGCCAUCAUGGCAAGAUAUAUAAAUAAGGAAGUGAUUAAAACCCACCAAAACACAGGCAUCAACAGAAUUUUUUGAGGAACAGUGCUCUGGCUCAGAGUAUCCAUCAAUUCACAAUAUUGAUUUUUAGUCAGAAACUGAACACACAACAGACUUAUCAAUAAAUAUGCAGGGAAAAGGUUAGAAGUUGGGGUUAGUAUAAUAUGAGAGAAAAAUGAAAUAACGACUUUAUUAGCCAAUAUCUACUGGUUUGCAGGAAGAUGGUGGUGCAUGCAUGCUUAUGUCACCACAGUCUACGCAUGACUGAUGUGGUUGCAACAUAGUUAAUAAAGAACUGGGACACUAAUGUUCACGUAUUCGACUCUUUAAGAGUAACCUUUUGAGUGCACUCCUUGUUUUUGAAAUGAUUCUUCUCUGUGAAUGAUUAUAAUUUGAUACAAUAUUACACGUUUAGUACAUUGCAACAUCUUAUCCCUGUUUCUUUAACUAUAUCUUAUAAUACAAAAAUUCUUCCAAAAACAAUUUCCCUAAAAAAGUGAUAGACAACAAAGAUUAUAGAUUAACACAAUACAAAACUGACAAUAAAAAAUUCUACCUGUGUGUUCUAUGCAUGUUUCUACUAAGGUGUAAAUGUCUGGUCAGUGCACUCAAAUAGUUAAACUGUAGGCAGUGAAUCUAAGACACAAAAAGAUUGCCCAUGCAUAUGUAUAUAAAUAUGCACGGUUUAUAAUCACUUGUAAAAUCCCAAACAGAAAACUUUACAAGUCACACCCCUCUGUAAAGAGGAUUACAAAAGAGGUAAAUAAAAUAUCACUUACACUGUGAAAAUAGAUUUGAGAAAUCAUUAAAACAAUCAUUACAUGGUAAUAACAGCAAGAAGAUGAAAUACUAGCACCCAAAACCCUUGUAUAUAAAUAGUAUGCACUGAACACAUCCUGAAAGUUCUGAUCUCAUACAAAUGGUCUUGUUACAAAAACAAAAUAACAACAGAUCUAUAAUCCACAGGAUGAUACCUUAGCUGCUCUGUCAUUUACUGAAGAAACCAGGACAGGAAACAACCGUACCUGAUCAAUUAACACAUCAAAAAAGAGAGAGAGAGAGAGAGAGAGAGAGAGAGAGAGAGAGAGAGAGAGAGAGAGAGAGAGAGAGAGAGAGAGAGAGAGAGAGAGAGAGA